AUGACUACAUCUAAUAAUAUCAUAAAUCAAAUGGUUACAGAAGAUCAAGAGGAAAAUGAUCCUUGGUCCUAUUCUUUCCCGCCUUCAACCGAGUCACUUCCCAUUCUGCAACAGCAACCAGGAUCUAGGAAAUCAACAGAAGAGAAAAACAACAUCAAUGGAUCUGGAGUGUCGUCUUCCAACUUACCCAAUACAGAUUCCACUAUAACUGGACCGUCACAAUUGAAAUUGAAAGUAGAUAUGAAGAAAUCAAACAAAUCGUCGUUAUCAUUUUCAUCUACUAUGCAAAAAUCAGUUCCGUUGGAUCCAUUGACAACUAAAGAAGAUGCCAAUUCAGUUAUCUCAAAAGAUUCAAAGGCAAAUUCAUUGGAUGAUGACUCUCAAAAAGCGGGAAAACCUAAAUUUAUGAAAGAUCUUAAAGAAUUUGAAUCGUCUUCAAAAGUUCCAACAUCGCCGUCAACAUCAGACGAACAAAAGUUAAUGCCAUCACCACAAAUAAUUGCCUAUCGGAAAUCCAAAAGAACUGUAAGUGAAGGAAUGUAUGAUUCUGUAUUAGAAAGUUCUCCAACAAGUCCCCCAGCAGCAAAGUUUGAUACCAAGUUGUAUGUGGAUGAGUUUUACAAGGAUUCCAAGUUUAGAUAUGCAACAAUGAAAAGAAACAUUGAUUUUCAUAAGAGCUUUAGAUCUUUAGAUUUGACAGAUAGACUUAUUGAUGAUUUUGCAUGUGCUUUGAGUAGAGAGAUAUUAUUGCAAGGAAGGAUUUAUCUAAGUGAAAGUUAUGUGUGUUUCAAUUCCAAUUUAUUGGGAUGGGUAACAAAUUUAGUUAUACAAAUGAAGAAUAUCGUUAAAAUUGAGAAAAGAUCCACUGCUGGUUUGUUUCCAAAUGCAAUUAGCAUUGAAACUGAAGAUGGUAAUAUACACACAUUUGCCAGUUUUCUUUCAAGAGACCAGACUUAUGAGUUGUUAAUGACACUCUGGAAAGGUGCCACUGGAAAAACUGACAGCGAUCUUGGAUUAGAUCAAUCAAAUAUCAGUGAAGAUGAAGUAAACAAUAACAAACUCAACGAUGGGGAAUGUUCACCAGGAACUCAGAUUGAGUCAUAUAUUUUAUCCCUUGAUGGUGAUGAUACUAAUGAUGAUGAUAAUGAUGAUGACGAAGAUGAUGACGACGACGACGACGACGACGACGAUGAAGACGAUGAUGAUGACGAAGAAAAAGAAAAAGACUACGUUUCUAAUGGUUUGAUUAAGAAGAAAUCCAUGAAUGGGGGUAUUAAUGGUACCACAAAAAGUGAAACACUAGUAGAAACAAAACUAGUAAAAUUGAAACCCGAAUCUAUUUACAGGAGCAAAGGUCCAGACUCUCAUAGACCAACUACUGCAGCUUAUGAGAAAUUGGAUGAAGAGAAGGAGAUUGCUGAUGAAGUAUUUGACGCACCAAUGGGUGUGGUGUUUGCUAUAUUAUUUGGACCAGAAACUAAAUUUCAAAGAGAUUUUCUUGAAAGUCAUGAUGGUUCUGAGAUAUCUGAAUUUGCUGAGUUUCAUCCUGCCGAAAAUGAUCCAGCUAUACUAGAAAGAAAUUUUGUUUAUCGUCGUGCAUUAGGUUACUCAAUUGGUCCAAAGUCUACAAAAUGUGAAGUUACAGAGACAAUAGAACAUUUAAAUUUUGCUGAUUACAUCAUUGUGGUUUCAACAACAGCAACUCCAGAUGUUCCCCUGGGUGGUGUUUUCACAGUAAAGACAAGAUAUGUUUUCACUUGGGGCAAUGAUAACAAAACAAACUUGAUGAUAUAUCACCAUGUGGAAUGGACAGGCAGGUCCUGGAUGAAAUCGGUGAUUGAAAAACUGUGUUACUCAGGUCUGUUAUCAAUUACUACAGAAAUGAUGAAAGAAUUGAAGGAUGAAAUUAAAGCUCAAACUUAUUUCAUUGAUGGUCCACCAGCUGUUGUUAAACUGCCAUCCAAGAGAAAACAAAAGAAACCUGAAGCUGAAAAGAAACAAGAAGUUGUUGUAAAAGUUGAGAAACCAGAGUUUAAUCUUGCUGAAUACUUGCGUCAAAACAUUAGCAGAGUGGUUACUAUUAUGUUUACCAUUAUUAUGGUAAUUCUUUAUUUACAAAUCGGGUUGUUUGGUGUAAUGAAAGAAACCAAUAUGCUUGUGAAAACCCAAUUAAUGUUAACAAUUCAAAUAGCAGAAUUGCAACAAGAUAAACUAGAGAUAAAAGAUAACGAAUUUUGGGAUAUGGUUAACGAUAAACUAGGGAAGAAAUUAUCUUCAUUAGAAAAAUUGCAAUUCUUGACAUAUCAAUUGCAAACUAUACACAAGAAACAAACGGAUAGUACCUACAAAGAUAUUAAGAAUCUGGUUGGUAAAAUACCAAAGUAUGUACAAGGAUUGUUAUAG
Candida tropicalis MYA-3404 is the source of this 2403-nucleotide messenger RNA. RefSeq lists its product as uncharacterized. The transcript has a single exon. NCBI's taxonomy places the organism in Eukaryota, Fungi, Ascomycota, Pichiomycetes, Serinales, Debaryomycetaceae. Gene Ontology annotation, molecular function: sterol transfer activity; sterol binding. The record is from RefSeq and is a predicted model, not a curated record. Gene Ontology annotation, cellular component: endoplasmic reticulum-plasma membrane contact site; cortical endoplasmic reticulum; plasma membrane. Gene Ontology annotation, biological process: intracellular sterol transport. Bases 1 to 2403 code for a protein of 800 amino acids.